ACAGAGAUCGCAGAGUCUUUGACUCUUUCUGGGGCAAACUGGUCUGAGGAAGCUGAGGAAGAAAGUCCAGGUGCACAGUGAAGACCUUUGCCAUGGCAUCCGUAUCAUUUCGAGAGCCAAUAUCUGCCACAGUAGGAAAACGGAUGAUUGUUACAGGCCCGGAUUAUAUAAAGGAUCAUCUGCCUAAAGUUCAUCAGCACACUUCGUAUGUAGGAGAAAAGCGCACAGCAUUGGAAAAGACUGGAGAUCUCAGAUAUUUGUGGAGGCCUGCCUCAAACAGAAGCUUACCGGCAAAAUAUAAAUAUGAGUAUGUCGGUGAAGUUGGUUGGGGAAUACCAGAGUAUGGUUUUAUCAACCAAACAAGGCUUCAGACUGGCUUUCAGAUCAAGUCUGGAGAACUAAGUCAAGCCAGUAUUGAUAAAAUGAGCCACAGAUACCAAAAUCCAUGGCAACCCAAACCUGAUAUUAUGGAUUUGCAAGGAAAAUACAGUCGUGGUUCUAUUGCCUGGCAUAUGGGUGAUUAUGAGAACACUGAUGAGAGAAAUUCCAAAGGAGCUGUCCUUGUCAGGCAGAGAGCAACAGCGUUGCCAAGAGCUUCCAGAUCAUCUAAGCUGCCCCAGCUGCCAAGAAAGGAGGAGAAAAAGAGAGUUCAGACUCCAAAUCAGCGUGAUGCAGCUUGCUACUAGGAAAAAAACUGCC
Ailuropoda melanoleuca (giant panda) is the source of this 699-nucleotide messenger RNA. It is a transcript of the gene SPMIP2, whose product is annotated as sperm microtubule inner protein 2. NCBI's taxonomy places the organism in Eukaryota, Metazoa, Chordata, Mammalia, Carnivora, Ursidae. The coding region runs from base 93 to 686 and encodes 197 amino acids. The record is from RefSeq and is a predicted model, not a curated record. The transcript is spliced from 5 exons.